GAAGACGCCAUUUCCGUUCCAUGUCAGCUCUCACUCUAUCAUUUCUCCGAACUAACUACUUCCCUUUGUGCUGCCACGCUCAAUCCCUAUCCCUUUCUCCAUAAUCUCCACCAACUCUCCCCCACUUCUCCACACACACACACUCUCGACGUCAAACAAUGGCGUUCCGCAGGCAAAUCAUCAGGGCUACUUUGCAAAAUGCCAAACGAAACAGCUUGGCACAACUCGCUCGCGCCGGCGGCCGCUGCUUGUCCACCGCGUCUCCUUCCCUUUCCGCGGCCACCGCCGACGCGCCGCCGCAGCUCCCGCCGUUCGAUCACCGGCCCAAGCCCUACAAGGGUCCUUCCGCCGAGGAAGUGCUCCAGAAGCGUAAGACUUAUCUGGGUCCUUCUCUGUUCUACUACUAUCAGAAACCCUUGAAUAUAGUGGAGGGCAAGAUGCAGUAUCUGUAUGAUGAGAAUGGGAAGCGCUAUUUGGAUGCUUUCGCCGGGAUCGUGACUGUUUCUGCUGGCCAUUGCCACCCGGAGAUUUUGAAAGACAUUGUUGAGCAGAGUGAGCUUCUGCAGCAUGCGACCACCAUUUACCUGCACCACGCGAUUGCUGAUUUUGCCGAGGGUUUGGCGGAGAAGAUGCCCGGCAACCUUAAGGUUGUGUAUUUUGUGAAUUCUGGGUCCGAGGCAAAUGAACUGGCGAUGAUGAUGGCUAGGUUGUACACUGGUAAUCUUGAAAUGAUAUCUUUGAGAAAUGGUUAUCAUGGUGGAAGCUCGAAUACUAUUGGCCUUACGGCUCUGAACACAUGGAAGUACCCCAUACCACAGGGUGAAAUCCAUCAUGUCAUGAACCCCGAUCCAUACCGAGGGAUCUUUGGCUCUGAUGCGGCUGGUUAUGCCAAAGAUGUAGAAGACCACAUUGCUUAUGGCACUUCAGGAAGAGUUGCGGGAUUUAUAGCCGAGACAAUUCAGGGAGUUGGAGGAGCAGUUGAAUUGGCCCCCGGGUACUUGAAGACGGUAUAUGAUACUGUUCGAAAGGCUGGUGGGGUAUGUAUUGCUGAUGAAGUUCAAACCGGGUUUGGACGAACAGGAAGCCACUAUUGGGGAUUCGAAACGCAAGGUGUCAUCCCUGACAUAGUUACAAUGGCAAAGGGCAUUGGCAAUGGUUUACCACUAGGAGCAGUGGUGACAACACCAGAAAUAGCUAGUGUGAUGUCUCAGAAAAUCCAGUUCAACACUUUUGGUGGCAACCCGGUUUGCUCUGCUGGUGGACUUGCUGUCUUGAGAGUUCUUGACAAAGAGAAGCGUCAACAACAUUGUGCCCAAGUUGGCACUCACCUAAUUGGACGUUUGAGAGAUCUAAAGGAAAAAUAUGAAAUCAUUGGAGAUGUUAGAGGCAGAGGGUUGAUGGUGGGUGUAGAGCUAGUGACCGACAGGAAGGAGAAGACCCCUGCCAAAGCUGAAACAGCAGUCUUAUUCGAGCAGCUCCGAGAGCUCGGUAUUCUAGUCGGGAAAGGAGGGCUCCACGGAAACGUCUUUCGAAUAAAACCACCUAUGUGUUUCUCCAAAGAUGAUGCUGUUCGCUCGCUGAAAGAAACACACCGCUACUCAGAAGAAGAGAGAGUUCUUCCCCGACCCGCUUCUCUCUCCCUUUCCCUCGGAAUCCUUCCGCUAACUCCCUACGCCCUUUUCCUCCCCCAUAUUAUUCCUCCUUCGGCUUCCGAAAGCUUCUUCCGCUCACCGCUGAACAAGGUUCAGCAGCCUAAUAAUCUCGGUUCCGACCUCCACUCCCAGUUGAAAGAGUUGAUCCCAGAGCAACAGGAGCGCCUCAAAAAGAUCAGAUCGGAUUAUGGAAAAGUUCAGUUGGGAAACAUCACCACUGACAUGGUAAUUGGUGGUAUGCGAGGAAUGGUUGGAUUGCUAUGGGAAACCUCACUGCUUGAUCCGGAAGAGGGGAUUCGCUUUAGAGGUCUCUCAAUUCCUGAAUGCCAAAAGGUGUUACCGGCUGCUCAGCCUGAUGGAGAACCAUUGCCGGAGGGUCUUCUGUGGCUUCUUCUAACUGGAAAGGUGCCAAGCAAAGAGCAAGUUAAUGCGUUAUCAAAGGAAUUGCGAGAUCGUGCUGCUGUCCCAGAUUAUGCAUUUAAGGCCAUUGAUGCUCUCCCUGUCUCAGCUCAUCCAAUGACUCAGUUUACAACUGGUGUCAUGGCACUUCAGGUCCAAAGUGAGUUUCAGAAAGCAUAUGACCAGGGCAUUCACAAAUCAAAGUACUGGGAGCCUACAUUUGAAGAUUCUCUUAAUCUAAUUGCUCGUCUUCCAGCAGUGGCUGCAUAUGUUUACCGAAGAAUAUUCAAGGAUGGAAAGAUCAUACCCAUGGAUGAUUCUCUAGAUUAUGGUGCAAAUUUCUCGCAUAUGUUGGGAUUUGAUGAUCCCAAAAUGCACGAGCUUAUGAGGCUUUAUGUGACAAUCCAUAGUGACCAUGAAGGUGGUAAUGUUAGUGCACACACUGGUCAUCUGGUUGCCAGUGCACUUUCGGAUCCUUACCUUUCAUUUGCUGCUGCAUUAAACGGUUUAGCUGGACCCCUUCAUGGCUUGGCAAAUCAGGAAGUUCUGCUAUGGAUCAAAUCUGUUGUGGAGGAGUGCGGCGAAAAUAUAAGUAAAGACCAAUUAAAAGAUUACGUCUGGAAGACAUUGAACAGUGGAAAGGUCGUUCCUGGAUUUGGACAUGGAGUCCUGCGAAAAACCGAUCCUAGAUACAUGUGCCAAAGAGAGUUUGCAUUGAAACAUUUGCCCAAGGAUCCACUCUUCCAGCUGGUUUCUAAGCUCUACGAUGUUGUGCCUCCAAUUCUUACCGAGCUGGGCAAGGUUAAGAACCCAUGGCCCAAUGUCGAUGCCCACAGUGGAGUGUUGUUGAACUACUACGGUCUAACAGAAGCCAGGUACUAUACCGUUCUGUUUGGUGUCUCGAGGAGUAUCGGAAUCUGCUCUCAGCUGAUAUGGGACCGAGCUCUCGGGUUGCCCCUCGAGAGGCCGAAGAGUGUCACGAUGGAGUGGCUUGAAAACCACUGCAAGAAAGCUGCCGCAGCCUGAUCCUCGUGAGGCUCGGAACGGAUGAUUCAGUCCACAACAGUAGGCUACAGAACACACAGUUUGCAGCGGGUGAUGAUGGUGUGCAGUGAUGAAAACCAGGGCUGGUUGGAUGUUUUCGUUUUUCUCAGUGUUUGAUUCUCACAUAAUUGUUCCCUGCCAUCAAGGGGGUGGCUGCUUGUCAAUAAAUCUGUGGUAUUUUUUUCCAUUUUUCCCCUUCUUCUGGAGAGUAGAAACCUAGAGCAGAACCACUUCCGGCGUGUGCCCCCUUUUGAAUAAAUAAGUUGAAAAUGUGGCUUAAAUUUCAUAGCAUGGUUUCCUCUUUUUGUUCUAUCGUGUUAAGUUCUUAAAAUUAAGUUGCAGAAGCAGUAAAUCUUCUGCAGAUGGUUUGGUUGGUUUGUUUUGGCUUUUACAGGGAAAUAAGAGAGGGACGAAAGAAAAAGACCUAGCCCCUUCGAGGACAUCCGAUAAAAGUGCGCGAAAAAUAUGAGCUUCGCACAUAGAAAAGUUAAUUAAGAAUCAUCAGCGGGCGUAAACAUAUCAUCCGUAUUAAUGAAUUCAUCUCGCUUGUAGGGAUUAACUUU
Molecule: messenger RNA, 3658 nt
Organism: Linum tenue
Lineage: Eukaryota; Viridiplantae; Streptophyta; Magnoliopsida; Malpighiales; Linaceae
Source: the annotation of a GenBank genome assembly